Molecule: messenger RNA, 2214 nt
Organism: Closterium sp. Naga37s-1
Lineage: Eukaryota; Viridiplantae; Streptophyta; Zygnematophyceae; Desmidiales; Closteriaceae
Source: the annotation of a GenBank genome assembly
AUGUCAGCUUCAAGUGGGAACAUAGCCAUAGGGUGUAGGCAGCUCCACCGACCCCACGCCGCGUUUGCUACGUCCUCUUCCGCCUCCCCUCCUUCCUCCCCCCCUUGUUGUCCCUGUCCGCCCGCGCACGAGCUGUGCUUCCGGCAACGGCUCCUCUCCACGGCCGCCGUCAGGGCGUUUCGCCGCCUUGCCUCCCCCUUGUGCCCCCCCCGCUGCUGCUCCUGUCCUGCGCUGUCCCCCUCUGCUUGGCUUCUGCGUUGCGUUUCCCCUCGCCCCUCUCGCCCCUUUUCUUUCCGCUGCCGUGGCUGCCGUUUCCCUCCCCUUCCCCCUCCCCCGCUUCCCGGCGCCACUUUGAUUACUCCCGCCAUUCACCGCCAGCAACCGGUGCGCCGCUGCCACUUUCCCCCCUUGGCGGCCUUCCCCCAACUGUCUCAUUUCUCCCCGGACUUCAACCCCGCCCUCCCCCCGUGUUGCUUCUCCUUGCUCCCCCACAGCCCUUCCCCCAUUUCCUGCGACCGCCCGCCAAUCAGGAGAGAGCACGAGGGCGCUCGAGGUCCCUUCGGCGUGAAGCGCGCCGAGCUGGCGCGGAAGGAGGCGGGUGAGGAGCGGGAGAAGCAGCAGCGCCGCAGAGUUCAUCCCCGCGACUCGCGCAGAUCGGCGGGUGUAUGGACGUUGCCACGCGCGCGAAGCUCUUGCGCCUUUAAGCUCCCCCGCGUCCGCCCCUCCCUUCCCCCAUGCCUCCCUCCCCCCGCCGCACCCCUCCCCCGCCCCUCCCUACCUCCGCCCGCGGCGGUAGGUACUGGCGACCCACGGGCGCGCGCGAGCGGCGCGAAUGACGCUGCCGCACCACAGCUGCCUCACGCCCAUGUUCAUGCCCGUGGGCACGCAAGGGGCGCCCCCCACCACCACCUCGCCAACCUGUCUGGCGCUGACAGUACCACUCAAGUGAUUCGCCUCACAGCCUUCCUUCCCCUGUCCUCUCCCCAUUCUCCCGAGGCAGGCACGAUUAAGGGGCUGACGGCACGGCAGCUGGGCGAGUUGGGCUGCCAGGUGGUGCUGGGGAAGGCAACACCUACCACCUCGCCAACCCCGUACAAUAAAGGGCCUAACAGCGCAGCAGCUGGGCGAGUUGGGCUGCCAGGUGGCACAAUCAAGGGGCUAACGGCGCAGCAGCUGGGCGAGCUGGGCUGCCAGGUGGUGCUGGGGAACACAUACCACCUCGCCAACCGCCCCGGCGCUGACGUCAUUGCUGAGGCAGGCGGGCUGCAUGCGUUCAUGGACUGGCCACGUGGACUGCUCACCGACUCGGGGGGGUUUCAGAUGGUGUCUUUGCUGCACCUGGCGGACAUCACAGAGCAAGGGGUGGAGUUCCAGUCGCCUGUGGACGGCACGCGCAUGCUGCUCACGCCUGAGGAGUCCAUUGCUAUUCAGAACAAGAUCGGUGCUGACAUCAUCAUGGCUCUGGAUGACGUGGUCAGCAGCCUGGUGUCAGGCCCGCGCAUUGAGGAGGCGACUCAUCGCACGCUGAGGUGGAUGGAUCGAUGCAUGCAGGCCCACAGCCGGCCGCACGAUCAGAACCUCUUUGGGAUCGUGCAGGGAGGGCUGGACCCUAAGCUCAGGGACAUCUGUCUGAAGGGGCUCAUUGACAGAGACCUACCCGGGUAUGCAAUUGGUGGGCUGGCGGGCGGCGAGGACAAGGAGUCGUUUUGGCGAGUAGUGGCGCAGUGCACGGCAGCGCUGCCGGCCAACAAGCCACGAUACGUCAUGGGAGUGGGGUACCCAUUGGACAUAGUGGUGUGUUCGGCCCUGGGAGCAGACAUGUACGACUGUGUUUACCCCACGCGCACGGCCCGUUUCGGCACGGCUCUGAUACCAGAGGGCGUGUUGAAGCUCAAGCAUGCUGCCAUGGCACAUGACCACCGCCCCAUCGACCCCUCCUGCUCCUGCCUGGCAUGCCGCAGCUUCUCACGGGCCUAUCUGCACUCGCUGGUGACCAAGGACCCCGUGGGCUGCCACCUGCUCACCAUCCACAACAUCGCCUACAUGAUGCAGCUCUCGAGGUCAAUGCACGACGCCAUUCUCAAUAACACCUUCCCCAGUUUUGUGGUCGAAUUUCUCCAAAAACAGGGGGACGUGCCGCAGUGGGUGCAGGCAGCCAUGCAGACUGCCGCUAUCGACAUAUCCCCAGCUCUGCACCCGGCUCGCGUGUUGUGA